Molecule: messenger RNA, 2723 nt
Organism: Dermacentor silvarum
Lineage: Eukaryota; Metazoa; Arthropoda; Arachnida; Ixodida; Ixodidae
Product: xaa-Pro aminopeptidase 3
Exons: 5
Coding region: 364-1890 (508 amino acids)
Cellular component (GO): mitochondrion
Molecular function (GO): metalloaminopeptidase activity; manganese ion binding
Source: RefSeq, a predicted model, not a curated record
CAAGCCUGGUUGACAUACGGUGCGUCGUGAGCGCCAGCUGAGUGCGCCUGCUUUGCUAUGAAGAGUAAACAAAGUAGUAUUGAAAUAGCACCCCGUUCAUAAAUUGCAGUUUAUAAGUUCCAGAUUUUCUUACUAUCACCCGCAGAGUGCGCGACACAAGUUAAAAAAGUUUGUCAUCUGUGUUAAUAUACAAUGCAGUUUGCGUCCACUUUCGCUCCUUUUGUGUUCAAACAUGCUGUCGUAAAAUUCGUCCCUUCAGUUUGGAGCUGUGCCUCCGGUUUCUGACGUUAUUGUCAGGUAUCUUCUAAGCUUAGUUGCCUUCGACAACUUAUCUCUCGAGAAAAGUGCCCUGCAACUUCAAGCAUGUGGUACAGCGCUGCAUCGCGACUGCCCUGUCGAGCUACGGCAGCGGGCUACCGCCUGUGUCAGACAACGGCGGCAAAGCCCGAGUGCGGCUCGCGACAGCCGCGUCUGUACGGGCAGCCGACGGCAGCCACGCACCCGCACCUACUCCGCGAAGGCGAGCUUACACCUGGCCUGACGCGGCAGGAGUUCGCCGACAGGCGGCAAAAGCUCAUCGAUGACAUUCUGCAGUUGUGUGCGGUCUCAGGAUCUCCGGGAACCAGGACUACAAAAAACCACGCAGUUAUCGUCCUCUCAGCCACAAAGGCAUACAUGUCCGACAAGAUCCCCUACCCAUUUCGUCAGAACUCCGACUUCUUGUACCUAACUGGCUUCCAAGAGCCUGACAGUGCCCUGGUGAUUCACACAAGCACGAAUCGGCAAGAACCCAAGUCAGUGAUGUUUGUUCCGCAGCGAGAUGCACAUGCCGAGCUUUGGGACGGACCGUGUGCUGGUCCCCAUGGUGCUGUAGAUCUUCUGGGUGUAGAUGCAGCUUAUGAAAUAGGAGAGCUUGAAAGUUAUGUUGGCAAGCUGCUGAAAGCAAAGUAUCCUACGACUCUCUGGUAUGACAAUGCACCUAGUCGACCUGAAGCAAGUAAUAUCCUCAGGCGGCUUGCCGACAGCAACAAGAGCAAUGUGGCAGUAGAGUCCCCUCGUUUGUUAAUACAAAAGCUACGGCUGAUAAAGUCUGAGGCAGAACAGGAGCUGAUGAAGCAGACCUGUAGGGUAGCCUGUGAAGCCAUGAUGGAAGUGAUGCGAGCGUCUCACGCAGGGGUGACAGAGGCACAAUUGCAUUCAAAAAUGGAGUUUGAGUGUCGUAUACGUGGUGCCCAGCGGCUCGCCUAUCCACCGGUUGUUGCCGGAGGUGCACGAGCAAAUGUCAUUCACUAUGUGGCCAACGACCAGCGAGUUCUAGGUGGUGAACUUGUGCUAAUGGAUGGAGGAUGUGAACUUCAUGGUUACACCAGCGACUUGACACGAACAUGGCCUGUAAAUGGCCAGUUUGAGUCAGGCCAGCGGGAGUUAUACGAACUGCUCUGGGAUGUCCAGCAGCUACUGCUACGAAAAUUGGAGGGGCCGAUGUCACUUGAUGCCCUGUUUCACAUCAUGUGUGCCCAGCUUGGACAACGGCUACGAGAAGCUGGCAUUCUGUCACCUCACAUUUCAGACUCUGAGCUUGUGCAGGAAGCCCAUAAACUGUGCCCACACCACGUCGGACACUACUUGGGAAUGGACGUCCAUGAUACGCCCCUGAUCCCUCGCAGCCUGCGUCUUGCUCCAGGUUCAGUGCUCACGGUAGAGCCAGGUAUCUACAUACCCGACAGCAACACUAAAGUUGCCGAAAAAUUUCGUGGAGUGGGCAUGCGCAUAGAGGAUGACGUACUCAUGACCAGCAACGGACCGGAAGUGCUGACCGAGAGUUGUGCCCGUGAACCAGACCUGCUAGAGAAACUUUCCAGUGGUUUUCCUUCCGAGGUGAAGAGAUGAGCGCGGCACUCAUGACUCUUUUGAGGUGUGCCUGCUCUGAGAAGAUGCCCAGUAGGACUCGUAGAACUGAACGGACUCUGGCGAGAUGCGCGGCUGGACCAGCUUCAGCGCCGCCUCCAGGUGCCAACCCUUGAUGCACGUGGCAUUUAUGUCUUCCUCCAAGGCACGCAGCGCUGCUUCUUGGCAGACAGCCACAACCUGUUGAGUGACGGGUUUAUAAUUACUAACUGAACAGUCAUCAAUGCCAGUGUACCAUUUUUAGGUCUUUGACAAACACAACAGAACUCUCCCUUAGAAAAGAAAAGUGUUGUGAAAGAGGGAAACAGGAAAGACAGUGCAAAAUUUCAAGAGGAGCGUGCCGAAACGUGGGGAGCUGCAACAGAAACUGACAGUGGAUAACAUGACAAUUUCUACACUACCUCUUCCACCAACAGCCUGAGCAGGGCUUUCUGUAAUUGCACUAGCAGUGUCCCUGGCUGCUGAUGUUAUCACAAAACUUGGGCAUGUAGGCAGCAAGCCAGAGUAAUUUACAGUAUGGCAACUAGUUGUUAUUUAGCUGUUGGCAGCAAUCUGAAUCAAGCAUAAAGUGCUUAAAGCCACUUUUAUGAUUUCUGUUGUGCAUCUUGACAGUGUAUUCCAGUACGUGUAUGGCGGCACUCGUUCCAUGUCUGGAAGUUAAUCCGACACUUAGUGCCAAAUGCUGCCAUGCUGAUUUUUUAUAGCAUAUCUUCAAAUUAUAGCAUACUGCUUCUGUGUGUCCUCAUGGUGUGCCUUCUAAAGAACUGCAUUCUUGCAAAAGAAUAAAAAUGACAUUGUUUCAGGCCUCAAGUAAC